Messenger RNA from Symbiodinium pilosum, 447 nucleotides. The record is from the annotation of a GenBank genome assembly. Lineage: Eukaryota; Dinophyceae; Suessiales; Symbiodiniaceae.
AUGGCGUCGUUAGCGUCGAUUGCUGGUCUACAGGUUUUGCCUGAAGCUGGAGAUGAGAUUUUUGAGGUGGUCAUACUAUGCGCAAUCCUGUUUACACUGGUGAUGAUCCCUGGAGUUGGUUUGGUCUUGUACCGCGACGUCUACGAAUUUCGACAGCAGCAAGAGCUCCGAAAGGACUUAGCUGCCAAGUGCCUGUGCUCAGCAGUCUACAAGCGCUGUACGACCAAGGAGGCAGGUUUGGCGCUCUUCGCGUGUGCAAGCUGUCAGCGGUCCGUCAAGAAGGUCAACUUCUAUUUCUGGCGCUGUGAAACCUGCAGCGGCGAGCGCCCCUUCGGCAACGGUGUGGAACUCUGCUUCCGCUGUGCGCAGGCACGCUUCCCCGAGCUGCGAGCGCCACGGCAGUGCCGGGAGCAAGUGAUGCGUACUGGCAGCCAGGCUUCCGGCUGA